Eremomyces bilateralis CBS 781.70 is the source of this 590-nucleotide messenger RNA. RefSeq lists its product as uncharacterized. The coding region runs from base 219 to 590 and encodes 123 amino acids. NCBI's taxonomy places the organism in Eukaryota, Fungi, Ascomycota, Dothideomycetes, Eremomycetales, Eremomycetaceae. The record is from RefSeq and is a predicted model, not a curated record. The transcript has a single exon.
UAUACAUGAGUCCAGUCGAUUUCAGAGACCCCUCUUAUCAUAAUGUCGUUAAUAUAGCCUUAAUACAACCAUUAUGGAUUCAACCCUACACAAUGUCACGCUCUGUUUCUUAAGAAGUCGAGAUGUCCAAGUCGUCAAGCAGCCGUUACGGCACUGUUCACUGAUCCACUGAUCCCGUCUUGAAACCCACAUACAAACGCCUCUCUUCUUCCACCACCAUGAAACUCUCAACCACCAUCCUCGCCCUCCUCCCCCUCGCCCUCGCCUCCCCCACCCCCCAAGGCCUCAGUGGUCUCCUCGGCGGCGACUCCACCUCCACCCCCUCCACCUCCGGUUCCGGCUCCGGCUCCGGCGCCGCCUGCACCCCCAACGCCUUCGAGAAGUUCAACCUCAACCACCACCACGAUAUCAACACGGGGGACAUCGUCACCGGGGACUCGAUCCGACGUGACGCUUUGAAGGUGCCGGGCGGGAGCGGGUGCAGUCCGCUGUGGGCGGGUGGCGCGUAUGAUGAUAGUGCGACAUUUACGGGGGGGGAGUAUCCGGCGUGGUUGAAGGCGGAGUUGGCGGGGGCGGGGACGGGGGCAUAG